AUGAAACUUCAAAUCGCAAUUGUCAUUACUUCGGUUAUGCUUAUUGCAAAUUUAGCAGGAAUUUACAUAGAUGUUUUCAUAAAGACAAAUCCAGUCAUAUCGCCCAAUAACGACCUUUCGGAUAAAAAUACUACAAAUAUUACACAGCCUUUAAUAUUUUCGGAAAAAGAGAAACAAAGGGCUAGAUUUCCUAAAUUUGAUGCACUUUAUGAAGAUUAUAUUAAGAAACACAAUCGAACAGUUGCAAAAUUAUUGAACCAGACUACUAAAGUUAACUCAGCAAAGCUUCCAAAAGUCAUUGUCGUACAGUCUCUUAUGUAUUUAGGCUUAGGGAAUAGGUUACCUGCAUUAGCGUGUGGUUUUCUUUAUUCUAUAGUCACUGAUAGGUUAUUUUUUAUUGAUGGGUUUUAUAAUUUUGAUGAAUAUUUUGAGAAAGAUUUUGACCAUGACUGGAAAAGUGUUGCAAACUUAUAUAACAAUAGUAGAUCCAGAUAUUUACAUGACAAUAACCAAAAUGCUUUUCAAUUAAUAACUAGAGGAAAUCUUAGUAAUGAGGAAAUAAAUACAUAUGACAUUUUAUUUGUGAGAACAUGGGAUUAUGUGUGUGCUCCGUUAAUUUCGAAUCCUAACUACAAAGAAUGGAUUAGUAGCAUAAUACCGAACAAUAAAGUAUAUAAUGCCAUUAGUCAAAAGUUAUUAAGGAUAAAACCCAAUAUUACCGAAAAAGUGGAAACUUUUAUAAACAAUAAUUUUGGAGAGUAUAAUAUAGGAAUUCACAUAAGAAUGAUAAAGAAUAUGAUGAUUGGCAAUACUAUAACACCUAUCGAAAAUUUUUGCAGUGCAGCAAAGAUGUUGAUGAUUGGAACAGAAAAAAAGAAUGUAACAAUCUUUGUGGCUACAGAUAAUAAUAAUAAUCGUGAUAUUUUAAUAAAUUGUCUUCAUAACUCACUUGGCUCAAUGAAUGAUUCGACAAAGAUUAUUCACGCAAGUAAUGAUAUGGACGUAAUUAAUCCCAUUGGUGGCAAUCCCGGUACAGAAGUAGAAGCUAUUGUCGAUUUGAGUAUCCUUAGUUAUUGUGAUGAUCUAGUAGUUACAUUCGGGUCAUCGUUUAGCUUUUUGGCAUCUGCAAUGUUUUAUAAAUCAUUGCCUCUAUGGGGACCGUAUGUAGUAAUGCCAGUAAAAAAUAACGAGGAUGAUUUUGUUAUUGAUAAAAUAUGGUUAUGGAAAGCUACAUUUAAUGAACCUUGUAUGUACUUUAGUAAAGCAUUAUUAAAAGAAUCCGAUCCUGAAACUAUCGAAGUUUUUAAAACAAAUCCAUUUUGGAUGUAUUAUAGCGAAGAAUGUACCUAG
This is a messenger RNA of Cetraspora pellucida, 1350 nucleotides long. The record is from the annotation of a GenBank genome assembly. Lineage: Eukaryota; Fungi; Glomeromycota; Glomeromycetes; Diversisporales; Gigasporaceae.